Caenorhabditis sp. 36 PRJEB53466 is the source of this 3318-nucleotide messenger RNA. The record is from the annotation of a GenBank genome assembly. Lineage: Eukaryota; Metazoa; Nematoda; Chromadorea; Rhabditida; Rhabditidae.
AUGACUAACACUGGCGAAGCGCACGUUGUCGAAUCUCAGGACACCAUGAAGAAGAUCGAAUCGUUGUCGACGAUGCCCUAUUGGUGAGUCAUUCUAUUUUCUGUAAGCGCGUUUAUACGUCAAAUGCCAAAAUCAAACUUUUGGGAAGUUCUCUGAUAGAUACCAUUACUAUUGUCCUUUUUCUUAUCACAUCUGGCCUGCAUGUCUACUUGCCUCACUCCGUUUGCCGUGAUCACAAAGUGAUCUCAUAUCAGUACCGAAUGUUGGUCAAAUGCUAUUCGGAAUGUAAUUCACGCGACUUGCGAUGUGUUCCGAACCCAGUUUGAGUUUUUUGAAGCAGUUAUUUCGGUAGACGUCUGUUUCGAAUGAUAGAAGCGAAUAAGGAAAAUUUGUGGAUUGGGUUAGAAAUUAUCUAAAGCAUUCCGAUUCUUGAAUUGUUCCUUUCGAAACAUCCAUCGGUACAAUCCAAGUUAGGCGCUUCUGAUGCGUACUAAGUGUAGCUGGUCUCUCAAUCCGUGUUCUUAUCAUGACUAAUUCACAGUACACAACGUGGGUGUUAUCAUUCCGAUAAUCAGUCCACCUCCGACACACAGUUCCAUUGCCUGCACUCGAAGAAGAUCGCAAACUGAUCUAUCAAAUUUACAUCUUCCGCCUGUUUUUGAGAGGAAAGAUGUGUAUCUUGAAUUGGGGAGAACAAAAGAAAACGGAGGAAGAAGAUUUCCAGAAGAUUCGGAAGAUUUCCUGUUUAUCAAGGAAAUCCGUGUGCCUUUUUGUUCUCAGAAUAUAGUGGAGGAUAUAGAAUGAAGUUAACAUGAAGAAUCCUGAAAAGUGCAAAGUUGAAACGGUGAACUGUUCUCAUGUUGUCAUAGAUCAGAUGAUUGAAGAGUAACAGUGUAAUCGGACAAAGGGCAUCCCGAAGUACUAUUACGUGUUCGUCUCUUCCGUACCCUUCUCACUAUGUUCUUCUAGAUUCUUAUCGUCGGAUCACAUGAUCCAGAUAAACUCCGCCCGUUUCUCCUGUUCCUGUUUUUAAUCAUUCAUAGACCACCCAUAGAAUCAUUCCAAACUUUCCCCGUAUUCACCUAGACAUGGUUGCCUUUAAUAAGACGUAAAAAGCCUAGGGAAAGCCUGAAAGUGACUAAAUCCUUUAAGUUUCAGUGGUAUCGACACUGAUGAUACUGCCGUUGUCGAAGAAAAACAGGUCGUCGAGACCGGAAGAAGCUGGUCGCCAAAGUAAGUUUUAUAAGACUUUGGAAAAGUAUCACAUCUUAUGACUCUCAGGCAUUACGAGCUUCUCCACGAACGCAUCGAGCGUCUGAUUGAGGAGAAACAGCACUUCUUCUCUCUUGAAUUCUUCCCUCCUCGCUUCGUGAAUGGAGUUCCGAACUUUCUGGAACGUGUGGAGAGACUCUCGGAAGGAGGAUCCGUGUUUGUCGAUAUGACGUGGCACAUGGGAAGUGACCCUGCCAACAUAGACAAAGUCACUUCCUCCUCUUCGAUCGCCGCUUCAAUGCUCGACUACUGCGGAGUGGACACGAUGCUGCACAUGACCUGCGUUCAAUACGAGAAAGAAAUAACUCUGAAACACUUGGAGCAGGCCAAAGCGAUGGGAUUGAGAAGUAUUCUCGCGCUGAGAGGAGAUAUCCCAGCAGGCGUAAGUUCCGAUUCACUGUGCGUCUCAUUUUAUGCAAAAUUUCAGACUGACAUCGCCGACACCAAUCAAUUCCGUGCUCUCGACAUGAUCCGCUGGAUUCGUGAAGAGUACGGAAACUACUUUUCGGUCGCUUGCGCCGGAUACCCUCUUGGGCAUCCACAGGCUCCUUCCUACAAGGCGGAUCUCUUGUACCUGAAGGCUAAAUGCGACGCCGGAGCCAACUUCAUCAUUACUCAGCUGUUUUUCGAACCCGAAACCUUUGAGAAUUUCGUCCGUGACUGUCGUGAGAUCGGAAUCACGAAGCCAAUUAUUCCUGGAAUCAUGCCUAUUAUGGGAUACGAAUCCAUCAAGAGAAUCGCGAAUCUCUCGCAACUCGAGAUUCCUCAGCACAUUCUCGACGAUCUCGAGCCCAUCAAGCACGACGACGACGCCGUUCAAAAGUACGGAACCGAGAAGUGUAUCCAGAUGUGUCGGAGACUUCUCGACAACGGAACCGCCCCCUCUAUUCACCUGUACACGAUGAACCGUGAGGGAAGCAUUCGCGAGAUUCUGAAGGCUCUCGGUCUGUGGAAGUUGGAGGGAGACCGUGUGUUCCCAUGGAAGAACCGCUCGCAGCACCCGAUCCGCUGUCUCGAGAGCGUCCGUCCGAUCUACUGGAGCUUCCGUCCUCGCAGUUACAUCACCAGAACUCGCGAUUGGGAUCAGUUCCCCAACGGAAGAUGGGGGAACAGCUCUUCGCCCGCUUUCGGAGGCGUCGGCAGCUAUUAUCUGUCCAAUCUGACCGUGGGUCGCUGGUUUUUUACUCCAUAAUCUAUGCUCAUUCUUUUUACAGACACUCCGCAAUCCAGAAGACCGUCUCGCCAUGUUCGGAUCCACCAUCGAUAGCUUCGAAGACGUGAAGCGUGUCUUCAUCAACUACAUCACUCAGUCAGCAAACGCCAGCGGAAUCAAAGUCACCGUCCUUCCGUGGACCGAAGCGGAAACCGGAGUGCAGCCAGAGACCUCCCUGAUCCGAGACCAACUCGUGUGGUGCAAUGAAAACGGCAUUCUCACAGUCAACAGUCAGCCAUCUGUGAACGGAGCGCCGUCGACGGAUCCACUCGUCGGAUGGGGAAAACCAGGAGGUUACUGCUAUCAGAAGGCCUACCUCGAGUGCUUCAUGACUGCCGAACUGUCCGAGAUGCUCAUUCAAAUCAUCGAGAGAGACUUCCCAAUCAGAGUCAACUAUCACGCUAUUGACAAGGAUGUAAGGAGUUUCAUCUCAAAUGAUCUGAGCAGAAAGUCUUUUUUCAGAGCUCUUUCGACAAAACGAACAGCGAGGAAACCACUCCGAUCGCUGUCACUUGGGGAGUCUUCCCGGGAUCGGAGAUCGCCCAACCAACAGUCGUCGACCCACUCUCCUUCCGUGCUUGGAGAGACGAGGCAUAUCAGAUGUGGAUGGCUCAAUGGUAAGAACCUCUUCUGUUUGAUCGAGAUGAAUGCAAAUGCACGAUUUCAGGGGAGACUUCUACCCGAGAGAGUCCAAGUCGUACGGAGUGAUCAAGACAAUUCACGACGAGUUCCGUCUCGUCACUCUCGUCGACAACGACUUCCAGAAGCCGUCCGUUCUCUUCGACGUCCUCCAGAGAGCACUAGAAAAGCUCCGCGCGAAGAGUGGUAACUAA